UAUUCUGGAAACUUUCAGACCGGAAGUCUUCUGCUUGUUCCGUUCGCGGCCAACAUGGCGGCUGGCGCUAAUGAGGUUGAUUACUUUGUGAGAGAAAUUGAGAAAAACGACGGGUGUACCUUAAAGGUGAAGCAGUGCUACUUGGGGGACGUUGGCUGCGUUGUUUGGGAUGCAGCUAUCGUUCUGGCAAAAUAUUUAGAGACAAAACAAUUUUAUGACCCGUCCUCAGGAGUGAACGUCUGGGCUGGCAGGAGUGUUGUGGAGUUAGGAGCUGGGACGGGAGUUGUUGGUCUGAUGGCAGCAACACUGGGAGCUCUAGUUACUGUGACAGACCUUGAGGAUUUGCAGACGCUUCUGAUGGUAAACAUCCAGGAAAACCAGGCACUUAUCAGUGGAUCCGUUACUGCCAAGGUACUGAAAUGGGGCGAAGAUGUGUCUGACUUCCAUCCUCCUCCACAUUAUGUCCUCAUGGCAGAUUGCAUCUAUUAUGAGCAGUCUAUUGUUCCGCUGGUGGAGAGUUUGAAGCUGCUCUCUGGACCAGAGACUUGCAUUAUUUGCUGCUAUGAGCAACGCACAGAGGGCGUCAACCCAAAAGUGGAAAUGCAGUUUUUUGAGUUGCUGGAACAAAGCUUCAACUGUGAAGAGAUCCCUUCAGACAAGCAAGACCCAGAGUUUAGUAGUCCAGACAUCCGCAUCCUGCACAUCUGGAGAAAAGUCUGAAAUUGUGUGGUCACAUGGAAAUGAGAUUUAAGUCUGGCAUGUUUAUAUUAUUCAAUGUAUCUUUAUUUCUGCACUCUUUUUAAGUUUUUAAGUUUUUUU
Molecule: messenger RNA, 819 nt
Organism: Etheostoma cragini (Arkansas darter)
Lineage: Eukaryota; Metazoa; Chordata; Actinopteri; Perciformes; Percidae
Gene: vcpkmt
Product: valosin containing protein lysine (K) methyltransferase
Exons: 5
Coding region: 55-720 (221 amino acids)
Biological process (GO): peptidyl-lysine methylation
Cellular component (GO): cytosol; cytoplasm
Molecular function (GO): protein-lysine N-methyltransferase activity
Source: RefSeq, a predicted model, not a curated record